Messenger RNA from Spinacia oleracea (spinach), 1673 nucleotides. RefSeq names its product probable galacturan 1,4-alpha-galacturonidase SALK6. The record is from RefSeq and is a predicted model, not a curated record. Gene Ontology annotation, biological process: carbohydrate metabolic process. The transcript has 3 exons. The coding region runs from base 42 to 1307 and encodes 421 amino acids. Gene Ontology annotation, molecular function: polygalacturonase activity. Lineage: Eukaryota; Viridiplantae; Streptophyta; Magnoliopsida; Caryophyllales; Amaranthaceae.
AACAUAGAAAGGCACUGCAAAUUAUUUGUAACAAAGAAAAAAUGGCUUUUAAAUUAAAUUACACUCUUAUAUUGUUUUCCCUGGCAUUUUAUUUGCUUGUCCUAGAAAUUAAUGGUCGUACGCACGCUCCUGAAGGCGAUACCAUUGUGUUUGACAUAACCAAGAAUGGAGCUAAGCCUGGUACCAAUGUUGCAAAGGCUUUUAUGCGUGCGUGGAGUGAUGCAUGUGCAUCGAAAAAACGAAGCAAGGUUUUAGUUCCUAAAGGAAAAUACUUGCUAAGCCCUAUUACGCUUAAAGGUCCAUGCCAAACACCAAUUACAAUAGAAAUUUUAGGCAAUUUCAAGGCCGCUUCGGAUUUGGCAUCCUUUAAAGGUGAAGAUGCAUGGUUUGAGAUAGAUAACGUCGAUGGUCUGACAAUCACAGCUCCUAAAGGAGCAGGUGUGUUCGAUGGCCAAGGAAAAGAAGGUUGGAAAAAUAAUCAUUGUGUUAAGACUUUUGGCAGCUGCAUAUUCCUUCCUCAUAACUUUAGGUUCAAUUAUCUGACGAAUUCAAAAAUUAUUGGAAUCACUUCACUAAACAGCAAGUUGUUUCACAUGACCCUCCAAGGGUGUAAAAACCUGGAAAUGACUAACAUGAACAUAACCGCCCCAGGAGACAGCCCUAACACGGACGGUAUUCACAUCGGACGUUCAGAUGGCAUUACCAUUAGAGGAGUCAAGAUUGCCACCGGAGAUGAUUGUAUCUCCUUCGGUGAUGGGUCAAAAAACAUCCUUGUAGAGCAUGUCACAUGUGGACCUGGCCACGGUAUUAGCGUGGGGAGUCUGGGUAGAUACCCCAAUGAGCAGCCAGUGUCAAAUAUUACUGUAAGAGAUUGUACCAUCAAGAACACUCUCAAUGGCGUCCGGGUUAAAACAUGGGGCGCCUCUUAUGAAUCCUCUGCCAGUUUGUUGCAUUUUGAAGAUAUCACUAUUCAAAAUGUUACAUUUCCCGUCAUUGUUGAUCAAGAAUAUUGCCCCCAAAAUCAUUGCAAACAAAGGUCCUCGUCCAGAGUUAAGAUUUCCAACGUUCGAUUCAAAAACGUGAAGGGGACAUCAGGUACCAAGGACGCCGUACAACUGAUUUGUAGCAACACCGCGCCAUGUAACAAGGUGGAGCUUACUGAAAUAGACUUGAAAUACAAUGGAAAAGAUGGUCCCGCGGUUUCAAAGUGUAAAUUUGUCAAGCCUAUUCUUACUGGAAAGCAGAAUCCACGCGCUUGUGAUGCACCUGCUGCCCCAGUUAUUGAAGUAGCUGAAUCAGACUCUUGAAAAAAGCUACCAAAAUUUUGACCGUCACUUUAAAAUCAUGUUCCUUUAAAGAAAUUUGUUUUGAGAAGGAAAAUAAAAGAAAAAAGAAUAUUAUUCUACCUCUAGAUUUACCACGUCGAUGCUCCAAUCAGUGGUGGAUAAAUAAUAUUUAGUUAGAUUAAAUAGAUUUGAAAUUUUUUUAGUGGUGCCAAAUGGUUAAUGGGGAAACUCAUAAACUUUUAAAAUUGUAAUAAAAUUUUCCAAAAAUAAAAAAUUCAAGUGGGGUCAAUUGAGCCCACAUUUUACUAAGUGGCUCCGCCAUUGACCCCAAAAUAGUAAAAGUUUAUACUUUUAAAAUAGUAAGUUUGUCUUUUUCAUCUUGUUUUA